GUCUCCUUUUGCGACUCCUCGGCCCUGCAGCGCUCUCCCCAAACCCCCUCAACCUCAACCAACCUCGCAGUGUCUUCCCAGCACCUCCCCUUACAACCUGCGUGACAGCGCCUAUUCACUCCAACCCUCCCCCCAAUCUUCAAUCAACCUACAACCAACUUUUAGCAACAUAAUCCGAUCAAAUCCACCCCGAACCACCGCGCAACCUACAUUUUCCUGCUCUUUGAACUCCGCGCUUUCACUUCGCACUUGUUAUUGUUUGCUAUCAUCGCUGUUUCGAUCGAGGCUUUGACUAGUUCUCGCGCGCUCUUCCGAAAGUCGCUACCUAAUCACCACUGUUGGCACACUACGACACGGCCGACCUCUGCUAUUAGGUUCUGUUGGGCCAGCACCCAACACACUUCGCACCUUCCGACUGCCACCACUUGUGACUCGGGUCGGACCCUGCUUCGUCCUCGGUUGGGUCUUGGUCUCCUGGGGCGCGGCCACAUCAUCAAAGCCAAGGAGCCCACUCUGCCAAGCCUUCCGUCCCCUCAAGGUCUCCGCCCCUGCGCGCUGCUAGCGGUCUGCGACUCUGCGUGCGGUGCGGCCUCUUGUCAGUUUCCCCCGGCUGUGCCGAGCUAAUCUGAAAAAGGCAAUCAAAAACAACCAACUGGCAAUCCACAACAGCGAUCAAGCGGCCCCUGAUUUCAGCGAGAGCCAAAGGACCCACUUGCUCUCUUUCUGGGUUACGUCAGCCUCACACCCAAGAACAGGCCCCCUUGUCAGCUGCUGCCGGCCUGCCACGCAUACCCGCUCGGUUGCCUGUCCAAUACGCACCCCCUAUUCGGCCUGUUUAUCACAGUCGCCCCCCCCCCCUCCCUUUUCGACUUACACAUCACCCACCACUCUCUGUGACUCUUGGGUUAUCAAGUGUUCCUACUGCCUGCAAAGUUCGUGACGCUUGUAUCACGUCUUCCGCCCUUCUUUCCCGACCUAUCAUCGGGAUCACAGCCUCAGAACGCGUCUACGCCUGAGACCUUUCAUAUCAUCACAUGUUUCCUUUCUGGGCUACCGAGUCAAGGGGAAAUGACAAGACGUUAACGUUAGAUGCAAGCCAUCCUACGCUUUUGGAUCUCGCCGAACCAUCCGUGUCCAGUGUGUCAGCUCUUCCGACCGCGUCGGGUCUUCCGACGCCCAUCUCUCCCGCAUCCACCCACUCACUGAAGCGAAGACGGCUGAGCGCUGUUGAUACCGCUUUCCAUGGCCAUGGUCACUCGUCGAAGCGCAUCAAGACAGAGCAGGAUGGUGGUUUACCUUCGCCGACCUCGACCUAUGCAGGCGGCAAUGAGGCGGCAAGGCCGUCCAAGCUCGCCGCCUCCGGGCCUAAUCUAGAACGUGCAAAGGACGUCAUCCAAUAUCAGUUUGGACUUGAAAUCCUGAUGAAGCAUGACGAGCUCCGUCUCAUCAACCAGGAGCUGGCCAAGUGUCAGAUUGCUCUCGAGCAGCUUCGCCGGUGUCAUCUCAUCCCCUACCCUGUUCAGUGUCCGACACCCAGUCAGAUGCUGGACAUCAGCAGUGGCAAGGGUCCUGCUCUUCAGUCAAAACCAGGAGAGUCUGUACCGAAGUGGGCGCCACCCUUCGGGGUUGUCGACGGCCCGUAUUCUCGGCACUACGCUAAGUGGCUGAUACCCGAUCCCAUGUUUGACGGUAUUCAACCGGAGCCGGUCGUGGAGACUGCCCGGGCAAGGAACGCCGUUGCUGAAGGCAGAACGACGAGGAAUAGCAUGUCUGACGCAGGUGGUCUAGGAAAACAACGGUCUGCCCGCGGGCAGGGCACCCAGAAACUCCAAGCGUUAUCCAGUGGAUAUUCGCAUCCCAAGGAUAAAUCACUGCCUUGCAUCGUGAAACGGUCGGAUGGGAUCACGGUCAAGCUCGUCUGCCUUGAUUGUCACAGGUGGAACUUUUCGAGCACGCAGGGCUUCAUCAAUCACUGCCGUAUAGCCCAUCGGAGAGACUACAAGAGUCACGACGAAGCCGCCCUUCAUUGUGGGCAGCCCAUUGAUGUUGAUGAGAUUGGAGGUGUUGCUGCUGAGGAAAGAAAACCUUUGCCUCCCAUCGUUCCAAGCGUUCCAAAUACUACCAGCCCCGCUUUGGUGCACCAGCUGGCGCGCAGCGAACCCCUUUCGGAACAGCAGGCGUACAAGGCGUUGCUCUCGCGUAUCAAUGCGUCACUGGAGCUAUACCAUGCCGGCCAGCUCCCAGAUGUGAAGAAGAUACCAACCGCGCUACCAGCAUCAUCAUUGGUGUCUUCCAACGCACCAGACUUUGUUGGCUCGUCCGACACGCCGUUUUUGACGAAGCUGAUGCAAAAGAAGAAGGUUGGGGGUAAUCUGAGUGAGAAAGUAAAGGAUGCAAAGACCAUAAUAGAUUGGGACGCAGUUCUGUCGCGUAACGAGUCUGAAGAUACCGAUCAAUCGAAUGCCGCAGAAGGUACUUCAAGCUCCAAGAAGCCUGUCACGUCGACAGCGCGGGUAUCAGCCGUCACGCGCAAGCCGGCCUCGUCUACCAUUCCUCCUCCGCCAUUCUCGAGGAUUUCUACUUCCCCCGUCCCUCUUCCAACAACGAGCAUAGGUCGUGCUCCGGCCCACUUGACCGGCUUGCCCAUCACAGUUACUAGGCAGCGCAAUCCACCCGAUCACCCCGAAACGCCCAUAUAUGAGGACGACAUAGACACAGAGUUGAGUCCGAACACCGUCGCUAGCAAUAAUGCGCCCUCACUUGUUAGUGAUGAUGGGGAGUAUGAUGAUUCCGACGAUGGAUCUUCCUCCGACACCAGCGAUGAAAUUGAAACUCGGUCUGUCUCGGAUGUGGCAGAAAUUAAUAUUGAAGAGGAUGUUCAUGACGUGGUUGUCGCGCCUCGCGCUCAAAUUUGUCAGCACCGAAAAGAAACCACGACCAACAGGACAGGUACCGGGAAAUUCAAAAACGACGAAAGCCGACAUGUGACAUUUGUGACCCCUGUUCCUCCGCCGAAGCCGAAUACCAAGUCCAAGUCCAGGGCUACUGGCGGCAACAGGCGCAAGCAAAAGUCUUGAAAACACUCAGGAACAGUGGUUCACGUUUGAUAUCGGAGGGGGGCAGGAACCUCAUUCGCCACACCGUCACGUCUGUGAUAGUCUCCGAGAUCAUCCCCUUGUUGGCUUGAGCAGGGACAAACCUCCCAUGUAUACCUUACUAUUUACGAGAUGUUACUACAUUCAUUUUAAUGCCGAGAUGAGCAAGGGAACAGUGUUUUGGGCUUCGAAAUAGGAAGGAAUGCUCAUAGCUUAUGAUGUUUGGGUCCGGCAAUUUGUGAUUUUAUGAGAAGCGCUUUUUCCACUUUUUAUCUUUAUUCUUUCGUGUCCCUUUCAGUCACUCAACAGAGAUUAUCAUGCGAAACAAACGAGAACGGUCAAAUAAAACAAAUCUCGAUUGGAUCUUCUUUUCUUGGCAGCAUACCGUUAUAUCAAAGCAACUUCUGUCGUAUAUGGCUAUCCAGUCUACUUGAUUGAUAGGGAAAAGACAAAACAGUGGUAUCUCGAAAGACCUCGAUCGCGUUAGACGAAGGAAUAGGCGGAGGUGGUGUGAAAAUAGGCCGGACACGCCUUUACCGAACCAUACCCAGAGAGUGUGCAGACUAUUUUUCACACCGCCUGAGGCGGAAUGAAGGAGACAGGUACGAACCGGGUAGACCACGUUUGUGCGCAAGUUCUUUUGGCCAAUGUAAUGUAAAUCAUGCGCCAAGGACCUUCCUACUUGAUUACAUAGAUAGUCUUGAACCUUUCCAGAGCGAUUGGUUGCCUUGCCUCUUCUUAUGUGAUGGCCGGAAUACUUGACCGGAGGUAGGACCAUCAUUCCACAUAUAUGGAAGGUGGAAAGUUAGUAAGAGAAGUAUGGAUGAUAUUUGUCUCGAUCCAGGCUUCCUUGAAGCGACCGCUAAGUGCCUCACAAUAGAGGUAUAUAUGACUGGUACGUACAGUUAUAUGCUUGUUUGUCUGUUAGCCUUGUCCUUCGAGUAAGACUCAUUUCUCACCAGUUGACACGCCGGAAGGUCAAAAUCAUGGGUUGAACUGAAAUCUUCAAAAC
Messenger RNA from Neurospora crassa OR74A, 4107 nucleotides. RefSeq lists its product as hypothetical. The record is from RefSeq and is a predicted model, not a curated record. The transcript has a single exon. Lineage: Eukaryota; Fungi; Ascomycota; Sordariomycetes; Sordariales; Sordariaceae. Bases 1035 to 3077 code for a protein of 680 amino acids.